AUUGUCUGACGUAAAAUUCAGUCGACCGUCAGAUUUCGGGUCAGACCGGUGGAGUUGUUGGGGGAGAAGUAAACAUGGCCCUGAGGGCGCUCCGGUUGGUCUUCCCCUUGGGGACAUCCGUGCUGAGAUCUGGCAAAGUCGCUCAGAAGGCGUCCGUGCACACCACCCCCGCUAGGAAUUUGGUGUACGGCUGGUGGGCCUACAUGCUGGGAGAGAGGACCACGCCACGCUUCAGUCAGUACAGCAAGAUCAUCUCCGUGGACGGCAACCUGGCGUCGGGGAAAGGAGCGCUGGCGCAGAACCUGGCCGAGCAGCUGGGGCUGCUGUACAUGCCAGAGCCCGACGUCUUCUACCUGGACACAAUGACCGGCCAGAAGGAGCCCCUCUCCAUCGACUUCAACGGGAUGUGCAGCCUGGAGAAGUUCUAUGAGGACCCCAAAGCCGCAGACGGGAACAGCUACAGGCUGCAGCUGUGGAUGUACAACAUGAGGCUGCUCCAGUACUCCAACGCCGUCGAACACCUGCUCACCACAGGCCAAGGAGUCGUCCUGGAGCGCUCCAUCUUCAGCGACAUGGUCUUCCUGGACGCCAUGUUCCAGCAGGGCUACAUCAGGAAGGAGUGCGUGAAGCACUACGAGGAGAUCAAAAACAUCAGCAUCUGCGAGUUCCUGCCGCCGCACCUCGUCAUCUACGUGGACGUGCCCGCUGAGGAGGUGCACAAGAAGCUGCAACAGAGCGGCAAGAACGUGCCUUUGGCGUACCUGAAGAGCAUCGAGGACAGCUACAAGAAGACCUUCCUGCCAGAAAUCAGUGAUAAAGCGGAGCUGCUAGUGUACGACGGGACCCAAGCUCAAGACUUUGAGAAAGUGGCGGAGGACGUGGAGAUUUUGAAGUUCGACAAGGGGCCGUGGCUGAAGCAGGACGACGUCUCCUAUCACCACAUGAGAAUACUCGUUCAGGACAAACAGAGCGUGUCCUCGCUGAUCCAAAUCCCCGUGUUCCUGCCGGAGAUCACCGUCACAGGUCACGAAUUUGAGGAAAAAUACUACGCCUACAGAGGGCUGCGUGGGCAGAAGUACAAUCCUGGUUACAACGCCGACGUGGGAGACAAAUACAUUUGGCUCAAGUGAAGAAGAAACCUUGGUCAGCGUGUGUACAUCGUAAAUAUAUAUAUGUUCAAAACC
Nerophis lumbriciformis (worm pipefish) is the source of this 1184-nucleotide messenger RNA. RefSeq names its product NADH:ubiquinone oxidoreductase subunit A10 (gene ndufa10). The record is from RefSeq and is a predicted model, not a curated record. NCBI's taxonomy places the organism in Eukaryota, Metazoa, Chordata, Actinopteri, Syngnathiformes, Syngnathidae. Gene Ontology annotation, biological process: mitochondrial electron transport, NADH to ubiquinone. Gene Ontology annotation, cellular component: respiratory chain complex I; cytoplasm.